Prunus armeniaca (apricot) is the source of this 249-nucleotide messenger RNA. The record is from the annotation of a GenBank genome assembly. NCBI's taxonomy places the organism in Eukaryota, Viridiplantae, Streptophyta, Magnoliopsida, Rosales, Rosaceae.
AUGCGGCCGGACAGCUCGAAUGGAGUUGGAAAUAGCGGCCGGGAUUGGAGAAAUAUGCGGCCGGGCGUGAUGAAUAUGCGGCCGGGCAAUAGGCAGCUGGGCACGAUUUGGUGUGACUGGAGAAGAAGAAUUGCGGCUGGCUAUAGAUGGAAGUGCAUAUGGAUUUUUCUGUUGGGCACGGCCAGGAUUGGAGGAGUUCGUAGCUGGGCAGGAUUGGAAGACUGUGGCCGGGUUCUGCUUGGAAUUUAG